AUGCGCUUUGGAGAAUAUGAUUCCAAGUUUACUCUGCACAUAAAGUUUGCAUUGUGUAUGGAGACAUACUCCAAAUUUAACGUGGUUGAUAUGGUUACGAAAGGAAACGACAUGGAACUGUUUCACUUCUUGUCGACACCUUUAGUUAUUAGUCAAACAGAAAGGAAGCUAAUGUGGUUGCAAAAGAAACGACAUAAAUUAGUCAAACAGAAAGGAAGCUAA
Messenger RNA from Acaulospora morrowiae, 222 nucleotides. NCBI's taxonomy places the organism in Eukaryota, Fungi, Glomeromycota, Glomeromycetes, Diversisporales, Acaulosporaceae. The record is from the annotation of a GenBank genome assembly.